AGUAUCGUCUUCCUUGGACGCUUCUGGGCGGGAGCGGUGGAUGGCGGGGAAAACAGCCCCGCACUGGCGGAUGUGUUGGUGCUGUUGCUAGACGACCAACAGUAAGUUCGUCACUUCCUCAGCCCGUGGCCCGCCCACGACCGAACCCGAGGCGACUGGAGCCGGCUUGAGCUGAAGAGUUGUCCCCCACCUGCAGGACCCGCGACCAGCCCGGCGGCGGGAGUCGGGGCCACGUCACCUGCAGGGAAGAACUCGAGCCGAGGAGGGAAGAUGGCUGCAGACAAGCCUGCAGGGAUGAUGACAGCUGUGUCCACAUGAAUCUGAUUUUAGUGGAAGAUAGCUGCUUAAAAUCUCCAGGGUCAGCCAGGCGGUGGUGGCACACACCUGUAAUCCCAGCACUCUGGAAGGCAGAGGCCGAUGGAUUUCUGAGUUCGAGGCCAGCCUGGUCUAUAGAAUCAGGGAGCAGAGAAGCAUGAAGGGGCAGGCCAGUCGUCUGGGGCUGCUGACCAGGAGAAGGAGCUGUCCAGCGGUGCUUUCCAGGCCUUCACAGUCCACUCAGCUGUUGAGGAGAUGGAUGGAUUAGAUGACGUGGAGAAUAGCAUGCUGUAUUAUAACCAAGCGGUCAUUCUCUAUCACCUGCGCCAGUACACAGAGGCCAUAGCUGUUGGUGAAAAACUUUAUCAGUUCAUAGAACCUUUUGAAGAAAAAUUUGCCCAAGCAGUGUGCUUUCUGCUCGUAGAUUUGUAUAUAUUAACCCACCAAGCUGAGAAAGCUCUGCAUCUUCUUGCUGUCCUAGAAAAAAUGAUUUCACAGGGUAGCGGCAGCAAAAACGGGAAGAAUGAGACGGGCAGUAACAGCAGCAAAGACGGAGCCAACCCUAGGGCUGAGAGUGCAGCGCUGAUAGAGGCCGCCAAGUCCAAGAUACACCAGUACAAAGUCAGAGGGUACAUCCAGAUGAAGUCCCUGAAGGCAUGCAAAAGGGAAAUUAAGUCUGUCAUGAACACAGCUGGAAAUUCUGCACCCUCCCUGUUUCUUAAAAGCAAUUUUGAGUACUUAAGGGGCAAUUACCGAAAGGCGGUGAAGCUGUUGAACAGUUCCAACAUUGCUGAACACCCAGGCUUCAUGAAGACAGGUGAAUGCUUGAGGUGCAUGUUCUGGAAUAAUCUUGGUUGUAUCCAUUUUGCCAUGAGCAAGCACAAUUUGGGGAUUUUCUACUUCAAGAAGGCUCUGCAGGAAAAUGACAACGUCUGUGCCCAACUCAGCGCGGGUAGCACUGACCCAGGCAAAAAGUUUUCUGGGAGACCCAUGUGUACACUGCUGACCAACAAAAGGUAUGAGCUGCUAUAUAACUGCGGGGUCCAGCUGCUGCACAUCGGAAGGCCUCUCGCUGCCUUUGAGUGUCUGAUUGAAGCUGUUCAGGUUUACCAUGCAAAUCCUCGACUUUGGCUGCGGCUGGCUGAGUGCUGCAUUGCUGCCAAUAAAGGGACUUCUGAGCAAGAAACUAAAGGUCUUCCCACCAAAAAGGGAAUUGUACAGUCUAUUGUUGGUCAAGGGUAUCACCGUAAAAUAGUUCUGGCAUCACAGUCUGUUCAGAACACUGUCUACAAUGAUGGGCAGUCUUCAGCCAUUCCUGUAGCCAGUGUGGAAUUUGCAGCCAUCUGUCUCAGAAAUGCCUUGUUGCUGUUACCUGAAGAACAGCAAGAUGCCAAGCAGGAAAACGGCUCCAAGAGCGGCAGCCAGCUUGGAGGGAACGCCGAGAGCAUGGAGAGCAGUGAGACGUGCAGCAGCAAAAGCCAUGAUGGAGAUAAGUUCAUUCCUGCUCCACCAUCUUCUCCGCUGAGGAAACAGGAAUUAGAAAACCUCAAGUGCUCCAUCCUUGCAUGCAGUGCCUAUGUGGCCCUGGCCUUAGGAGAUAACCUCAUGGCUUUGAACCAUGCUGAUCAGCUCCUGCAGCAGCCUAAGCUAUCUGGCUCUCUUAAAUUUUUGGGCCAUUUAUAUGCCGCAGAAGCCCUCAUCUCCCUCGACAGAAUAUCUGAUGCCAUUACACACUUGAACCCAGAGAAUGUCACUGAUGUCUCCCUAGGGAUCUCUUCAAAUGAGCAGGACCAAGGAUCAGACAAGGGUGAAAAUGAAGCAAUGGAAUCCUCUGGCAAGCGCGCCCCUCAGUGCUACCCCAGUUCUGUCAACUCUGCCCGGACUGUGAUGCUCUUCAACCUGGGCAGCGCCUACUGCCUGAGGAGUGAGUACGACAAGGCCCGGAAAUGUCUGCAUCAGGCGGCAUCGAUGACCCAUCCUAAAGAGGUGCCCCCUGAGGCCAUCCUGCUGGCCGUCUACCUGGAGCUGCAGAACGGUAAUACGCAGUUGGCCUUGCAGAUGAUCAAGCGGAACCAGCUGCUCCCUGCAGUAAAGGCGCACUCUGAUGUAAGGAAGAAGACAGUAUUCCAGCCUGUGCACCCCAUCCAGCCCAUCCAAAUGCCGGCAUUCACCACCGUGCAGAGGAAGUGAGAGCUUACCUUGGGGAGCUGUCACCUGAGGCCCAGGGGAACAGCAUGGCAGGAAGGCAGAAGUGCUGGAGAAGUGACAUCCUGAGAGCUACGGCCUGACCCAUGAUGCACAGGGAGAAACACUGGACCCCCACCCCCACCCCCGUGAUGCACUUCCUCCAGCAAGGCCACACCUCCCAAUCCCUUUCGCGAAGUCUCAUUCCCUGAUGAUCAAGCAUUCAAAUAUGAGUCUGUCGGAGUCAUUCUUGUUCAAACCACCAUAGUAAUGGAGAUUGGACCUAGCACCCAAGACCGUUAUAAAUAAUUGCUUUGGUUUUUU
Messenger RNA from Apodemus sylvaticus (European woodmouse), 2823 nucleotides. RefSeq names its product CCR4-NOT transcription complex subunit 10 (gene Cnot10). Bases 571 to 2505 code for a protein of 644 amino acids. NCBI's taxonomy places the organism in Eukaryota, Metazoa, Chordata, Mammalia, Rodentia, Muridae. The transcript has 20 exons. Gene Ontology annotation, molecular function: protein binding. Gene Ontology annotation, biological process: mRNA catabolic process; negative regulation of translation. The record is from RefSeq and is a predicted model, not a curated record. Gene Ontology annotation, cellular component: CCR4-NOT complex.